Molecule: messenger RNA, 1266 nt
Organism: Lodderomyces parapsilosis
Lineage: Eukaryota; Fungi; Ascomycota; Pichiomycetes; Serinales; Debaryomycetaceae
Gene: TIM54
Product: Tim54p
Exons: 1
Coding region: 1-1266 (421 amino acids)
Biological process (GO): sphingosine biosynthetic process
Cellular component (GO): cytoplasm; intracellular membrane-bounded organelle; membrane
Source: RefSeq, a predicted model, not a curated record
AUGAGUGACCCUAAACCAGAGUCACCACAACCGGAUGCCAAAUCCAAUGUCAAACCUGAGAUCAAGCCACAGCCUCCCAAAAAGAAGGGAUUUUCAAACCCCGCAUUACGAAUGAUGGGAAUCCCCAGAAUUUCACUUCCAUCGCGAAACUGGCUCAUCUUUUGGUCAGUUCUUGUAGGAGUUGGAUCAUCAAUAGCCUAUGACAAAUACGAACAGAAACAGGUUCGUAAGAAAUGGAUGGCAAGUGUAUCUCAUUUGAGCGAGGAAGUAUACACCAACGAUAGAAUACCUCGAAAAUUGACGAUUUAUAUUGCACCUCCACCAAAUGACUUUCUUGAUUCAUCAUUAAGGAUAUUUCGCAAGUUCAUCAAGCCUGUGUUGAAUGCCGGGUCAGUCGAUUUUGAAAUCUUUAGUGAGGGCAGACAGGGGGAUAUCAGAUCCAGUGUGGCUCAAAGAAUCAGGGAUUUGCGAAUCAAGGAACUUGAAAAGGGGAAAGUAGUGAAAGAGUCUAAAUCCAGCGAGAUAAUCGAAGAACCUGAAUAUGUCAAAAGGUCAGAUUUAUACAAGCCAAGUGAUGUUCUCGGGUUGUACAAGAUUUUCCCCCAAAACAUUGACACUGUUUCUGACGAUGCAAACACAGAUGUUGCAGGAGGUGUUGUAUGUAUCGGAAGAGGUGCAUUCAAAGAGUACAUUAGUGGUGUACAUGAAGGUUUACUAGGACCAUUACAGAAACCGCAAGCAAUUGCUGAUGAAGAAGCGCGUAGAGCUGAACAGAAGGCAAAAGAUAAAGAGGAAAACCCAAGCAAGUAUAGCGAUGAUGAUGAUGACGAAGACAAUGAUAAUUUGAAACCAGUACCGAUGAGAUUCAUCAAGUCCUCAGAAUAUGCAAAUGCACCUUUGGCACCAGAGUUUAACUUGGAUACAAUACUCAAAGAUGACAAGGGGAUUCCUUAUUUCUUUGAGCAACCAGUUUACGUGUUUUCUGUGCCCACCAUUCAAGGGUUCAAGAAUGUGCCACGUAAAGUAUACCGUUUUUUCACUAAGAGAUUUUUUGCCGACGACUAUGGAGAAAGAACGACUCAUAUUGUGAAUAAAGAUACCAGACCGUUUAAAGAAAAGGAUAUUUUAAUGGCCAAGGAAGAAGAAGUGGACUGGCCACCAAAUUGGGUUAAAAGGGGUACUGAAAGGGGAUCGGAGUGGGUCCAAGAGUUGGCAUACGACGAUAGAGUAAUCUCGAGAAUGAGAGUCUUUGAUGAUAAAAAGUAG